AAUACAUUACCGUGAGCUGUCAUUGUCAUUCAGCUUCGUCGCCGAACGAGAAAAUAAAGGCAGAUUUUCCUGAAAUUACACGAAAAUAUGCAAGGUCCAGCAAUCUUUAUCGACUUAACGCUUGAAGAUCAGGCACAAGAGUUGCGAAAAUACUUCAAGAAUUUGGGUGCGGAAAUCUCGGAGGAGAAAUCAACCAAAGGCAUUGAAGAUGAUUUGCACAAAAUAAUUGGCGUUUGUGACAUUUGCUUCAAAGAUGAGCCCGCAAGUGUAAAUGCCGUGUUGGCAAGCAUUGUCUCGAUUAUGGUUUCCAUUACGUUGGAACGCGGCGAGAAUUUGGUCUUGUCUUUUUGUGAAAAAUUGACAAAAUCGCCCACAGUCGAUUUGCAAAGAGUUUGCUUGCAAUCUUUGUGGCGUUUGUUCAAUAAUUUGGAAAAAUCGUCGCCGUUGCGGUAUCACGUCUAUUACCAUCUCGUUCAAGUAGCGAAACAAGUAGAUUGCGUGCACGAAGUCUUCUCGGGAGUCGAACAAUUGAAGCAGCAAUUCACAAUGUGUCCUCCAUCGAACGAGCAAAUGCAAAAACUCUACAGACUUUUGCACGACGUUUUGCGUGACACCGACACAGAACUCGCUGCCAAAGUCAUGAUCGAACUUUUGGGCACUUAUACAGCGGAAAAUGCCUCGUAUGCGCGCGAAGACGCCAUGAAAUGCAUUGUGACGGCUCUCGCUGACCCCAACACUUUCCUCUUGGAUCCCUUGUUGUCACUGAAACCCGUUCGUUUUCUCGAGGGCGAACUCAUUCAUGACUUGUUGUCGGUUUUCGUGUCGGAAAAACUCCCCAGCUACAUCCAAUUCUACCAGAAUCACAAGGAAUUCGUUACGUCGCAAGGUCUUAAUCACGAACAAAACAUGAAAAAAAUGCGUCUCUUGUCGUUCAUGCAACUCGCCGAAAGUAAUCCAGAAAUGACUUUCCAACAGCUCCAAGAUGAAUUGCAAAUUAACGAAGAAGAUGUCGAACCGUUCAUCCUUGAAGUUCUGAAGACGAAAUUGGUGCGUGCCCGCAUGGAUCAAAGCGCGAAAAAAGUUCACAUUUCAAGCACAAUGCAUCGAACAUUCGGUCGUGCCCAAUGGCAAACGCUGCGUGACUUGCUCCAAACAUGGAAAAAUAACUUAGUAUUUGUACAAGAAAACAUGGGAAAAGCCAUUGAGGCUGCCGAAGCCACAAAUUAGACCAUAAAGAGAGUUCAUUUUGUAUUCAGGCGCUUGACUUUUGAAGUUCGACAACUUUUCCAACAUUUUUAAAUUUUAAUUUAAUUGUAUCUGAUCAAAAAAGAAAAAAAAAACACAUAAAGAGUAGUUGUUAAGAAAGGAAAGAUUUUCUAAUAAUAAUCCACGUCGGAUUAGUUUAGGAUAUUUUUGCUUGAGCACCAAAGUCAUUCACGAAAAAGAUUUUUGAUGAAAAAUGAAGGAAUGAAAAAUAAAAUCUUGUGUGCCAGCAAACAAAAAA
Messenger RNA from Culicoides brevitarsis, 1504 nucleotides. It is a transcript of the gene eIF3m, whose product is annotated as eukaryotic translation initiation factor 3 subunit M. Gene Ontology annotation, cellular component: eukaryotic translation initiation factor 3 complex; cytoplasm. Bases 88 to 1227 code for a protein of 379 amino acids. The record is from RefSeq and is a predicted model, not a curated record. Gene Ontology annotation, molecular function: translation initiation factor activity. The transcript has 4 exons. Gene Ontology annotation, biological process: cytoplasmic translational initiation. Lineage: Eukaryota; Metazoa; Arthropoda; Insecta; Diptera; Ceratopogonidae.